Ostreobium quekettii is the source of this 1101-nucleotide messenger RNA. NCBI's taxonomy places the organism in Eukaryota, Viridiplantae, Chlorophyta, Ulvophyceae, Bryopsidales, Ostreobiaceae. The record is from the annotation of a GenBank genome assembly.
AUGACACGCUCCGCCCUAGUCUGCGCCUUCCUGGCGGCACUCCUGGUGGCGGCACAGGCCACCGACUUUUCGGGCGCUCGCCGCCAGCUCCUGCAGGGCGGCGGCAGCGCGAGCGCGUCCAGCAGCGCCGGAGCCUCCUCCAAUGACGCCGAUGGCAUGGCGGCCGCGUCAAGCAAUGUCGUGGUGACGGAGGGCACCGGCGUCGCCGAGGCGUUCGCCAGCACCGAGAUCAACGAGCAGUCCGUCGCUGCUGUGAAGGAAAUCUGGGUGAGGGCGAGGGAAGUAAUCCCUGAGAACGCCUCUUGUGAAGAUGUCCGCCUGGGCGUCGAUGCGGAGGUUAUGGAGUCCGUGUCGGCAAUCGCGGAAGUGUACGCCAGCGCCUUUGGGACUGUCACCAUCGAUGGAACGGGAGAGGGCUGUGCUGAUGCCGCUGCUUCAGGCGACGCCACUGCGACAGCAUACUUGCAGGUCAUCAUCGAUGUUGCUGUUGAGCUCGUGUUUGAAGGAGAUGAGGACAAGGCCAACGAAUCAUUUGCCCAGGCAUAUGGCGAUCUUGUUACCGCGAACGUUGCCCAGGCUUGGGCUGAGGCAUUUGCCAGCGGCUGUGCUUCUGCGGAGGCUGGCAGCUCAUUCAUCCUCGCAGAGCAGAACUCUUUCGCCAGGGCUGUGGCCUCCCCCAUCGUCAUCGGCUUUGCCUGGGCCGAAGUUGGCCAGUCUUGUGGCGAGGAGGCAUUCUCUGAGUCCGAGAUCUUUGGCGAGAUCACGGGCGACGACGACAACGUGGCGGAGGUUGACUCCACCGCCAUCGUCGAGGGCAUGGGCACGGCAGAUGCCACCGGCGACGCCGGCGCAGGCACAAUGGAGGUGGACCCGGCCGAUGUGAAAGUUGUUGACGACAAGAUUGCAAACCUCAAGAAGUGCACGGGCAGCCAGGGCGUGUGCUGCCGCACAGACGAGGAUAUCUGCCGCUGCACGCUCUCCAGCCGCGAGAGCGCGUUCAGGUGCGCCGCCACCAAGCAGGUUGGCUCCGACAAGACCCUGUGGACCGAGCCCAACGUCGAUGCCAAGACCGGGGCGUUCGAGUGUUGGUGUGACAACUAG